Molecule: messenger RNA, 339 nt
Organism: Durusdinium trenchii
Lineage: Eukaryota; Dinophyceae; Suessiales; Symbiodiniaceae
Source: the annotation of a GenBank genome assembly
AUGAAGAACUGCCAAGAAUGGGACGCCUCUCACACCUUCGACGCAGCUUUGGCAGCAAUUCGGCCGGCCAACACACAAGCCAAUCCAGAGCGCAGAGCGUCGUUCUAUGAGUGGUUGAAAGCAUUGGGCAUUUCGCCGGUGACAACUACACCAAAGCCGCCCAUGCCCGAUGAGGGCGAGACACAGGUCAAGGCAGGCGAGGGGUGCUGGCAAAUUGCGGAUCGUUGUUGCGAUGGGCAGGGCGCUGACUAUGCGACAGUCAUUUGUGAUCCACCAGCGUGCAGUCCUGGCCCUUCCGCGGGCACGACCAUCAAGUACAAUUGCAAAGGAUGCAAUUGA